AUGGGCAACUGCCUCGCGCCGCCAGCGGAUGUGAAGCAGCGCCGCGGCGCCGCGGCGGCGCGCCUCAAGGCGUGGCGCGCGACCGGCAUCGUCACCCUGCCCCCGGGAUCAAAAGAGGUGCCCGCGGCGGUGUUUGAGGAGCUCGCGGCGGCGGUCAAAGUGCUUGACUGCGGCGGCGCGGCGCUGCAGCAGCUGCCGCCCGAGGUUGGGCGCCUGGUCAACCUGACGAGGCUCGCGGCGCCCAACAAUCAGCUGACAUCCCUGCCACCAGAGAUCGGCUCCCUGACAGCCCUCAAAACCCUGCAGCUCGACGGCAACCAGAUCUCAGAUCUGCCGCCAGGCGCCGCCCUCUCCGGCCUCCGGCGCCUGGAGACCCUCUCCCUAUCCAACAACCGCCUCCGCGCGCUGCCGGCGUCGCUCGGCGCGCUGGGGGCGCUGCGGGCGCUGGGCUGCGCCAACAAUCGCCUCGAGUCGCUCCCGCCGGAGCUCGGCGGCUCCAGCGCGCUCGAGUCGCUGGACGUUUCCGGCAACCCGGGGCUAGCGAGGCUCCCGGAGGAGCUGGGGCGGCUGGGGCGGCUCAAGUCGCUGCUGGCGGACGGGACGGGGGUGGCGGAAGUGCCGGCGGCGCUGCUCGUUGGCUGCACUUCGUUGCAGACGCUCAGCUUGCACGGCUGCCCGAUCACCGCCGAGCGCCUCGCCUCGACCCCCGGCUUUGAGGACUUCGAGGCGCGGCGACGCGGCAAGUUCACCAAGAUGAUCGCCGGCGGCAUCGCGCCGUCCAAGGGACUCGACGAGGGCGUCGACCGCGAGCUCAUGCCCGGUGGUCCGGGCUCGCGGCCGACGUCUCGGUAG
Molecule: messenger RNA, 852 nt
Organism: Monoraphidium neglectum
Lineage: Eukaryota; Viridiplantae; Chlorophyta; Chlorophyceae; Sphaeropleales; Selenastraceae
Product: Leucine-rich repeat-containing protein 57
Exons: 3
Coding region: 1-852 (283 amino acids)
Molecular function (GO): protein binding
Source: RefSeq, a predicted model, not a curated record